This is a messenger RNA of Chrysochloris asiatica (Cape golden mole), 378 nucleotides long. Its product is annotated as SUMO-activating enzyme subunit 2-like. The record is from RefSeq and is a predicted model, not a curated record. The transcript has 2 exons. NCBI's taxonomy places the organism in Eukaryota, Metazoa, Chordata, Mammalia, Afrosoricida, Chrysochloridae. The coding region runs from base 1 to 378 and encodes 125 amino acids.
AUGGAAAAGAUGGGAGAAGUGGUCAAACUGGCAAGUUACAUUUUGCUGAGUGAGCUUGAAGACCUAGGAAAAGAUGUUGAAUUUGAAGUUGUUGGUGAUACCCCAGAAAAAGUGGGACCUAAACAAGCUGAAGAUGCUGCCAGAAGUACAACCAUUGGCAGUGAUGACGGAGCUCAGCCUUCUACAUCCACAGCACAAGAGCAAGAUGAUGUUCUCAUAGUUGAUUCAGAUGAAGAAAUCACUUCAAAUAAUGCUGGUGGCAUCAGAGAAGAAGAGAAAGGUCACAAGAGGAAGUUGGAUGAGAAAGAGAAUGUCGGUGCAAAGAAGUCACACACAGAACCAACAGAUGAAAUUGAUGAAGUUAUUGCAUUAGAUUGA